Messenger RNA from Hypomesus transpacificus, 1787 nucleotides. It is a transcript of the gene slc7a9, whose product is annotated as solute carrier family 7 member 9. Gene Ontology annotation, cellular component: membrane. Gene Ontology annotation, molecular function: L-amino acid transmembrane transporter activity. The record is from RefSeq and is a predicted model, not a curated record. The transcript has 14 exons. Gene Ontology annotation, biological process: amino acid transmembrane transport. Lineage: Eukaryota; Metazoa; Chordata; Actinopteri; Osmeriformes; Osmeridae. Bases 111 to 1625 code for a protein of 504 amino acids.
AACCCAAACGAACAAUUGUCCAGUUAGACAAAGUUUGAAGUCGUGACAGCGCUUUGUAAGGAGAUACAGUCAGAACAGAUACCCAGAAAACUAAUCUACACGACAUUUAAAUGAAGUUUGGGCAGGUUGGCAUGGACGAGGGCAGCGUGAGGAGGAGAAAGGAUACAGGGAGCAGUGGUGCUGACCCCAGCAUGGCCUCCUUCUCCCCCACUACAGAGGAGAAGGUGAAGGCCACAGUGCUGCAGAAGGAAGUGGGUCUACUGAGCGGUAUCUGCCUGAUCGUGGGCACCAUGAUCGGCUCAGGGAUCUUCAUCUCUCCCAAGGCCGUGCUGGAGCGCUCGGGGGCGGUUGGACCAUGCCUGUGUGUGUGGGCAGCCUGCGGAGUGCUGGCCACUCUGGGUGCACUGUGCUAUGCGGAGCUGGGCACCAUGAUUACUAAAUCGGGGGGAGAGUACCCCUAUCUGAUGGAGGCCUUUGGGUCCAUCGUGGCCUACCUGUACUCCUGGACCACCAUCAUGGUCCUAAAACCUUCCUCUUUCGCCAUCAUCGCCCUCAGCUUUGCGGAGUACGCAUCCACUCCGUUCUACCCGGGAUGCCAGCCUCCGGUCGUCAUCACUAAAUGUCUGGCUGCAGCUUGCAUCUUAUUGAUAGUACUGGUCAACUGUCUUAGUGUCAAACUGGCCAGUUACGUCCAGAACUUCUUUACCGCAGCCAAACUGUUCAUCAUCCUUAUCAUUGUGGUGUCCGGCAUUGUGCUGUUGGCCCAAGGGAACACACAGAAUCUGUCGAAUGCCUUUGAAGGGUCAUCAACCUCUUUUGGCAACAUUGGACUUGCGUUUUACAACGGCCUUUGGGCUUACGAUGGGUGGAACCAACUGAACUUCAUAACUGAGGAACUGGAAAACCCAUUUAGGAAUCUUCCCCUGGCCAUCAUCAUCGGGAUUCCCCUGGUGUCAGUUUGCUACGUGCUGGUCAACAUUGCCUACUUCAGUGCCAUGUCCGCCACAGAACUGUUACAGUCUCCAGCCGUUGCGGUGACUUUUGGUGACCGAGUACUCUACCCCAUGUCCUGGGUCGUCCCUCUGUUUGUGGUCUUCUCCACUUUCGGGGCGGGCAACGGAAGUUGCUUCACCGCUGGCAGGCUGACCUAUGUGGCUGGAAGAGAAGGUCACAUGGUGAAGAUCUUGUCCUACAUCAGCCCGAGGUACUACACUCCAUCCCCUGCCCUUAUCUUCAACGGGAUUCUGGCUAUUCUGUACACCGUCCCAGCAGACAUUAACAGUCUUAUCAACUACUUUAGCUUCGCUCAGUGGGCGUUCUACGGUCUAACGGCUCUUGCUCUCAUCGUCAUGCGCUUCACCAGGAAGGAACUUCCCAGGCCCGUCAAGGUACCGAUAGCCAUCGCCUUCCUGGUGGUGAUCGUAUCCUGCUACCUUGUCCUAGCCCCCAUCAUAGACAAACCAGAGCUGGAGUAUCUCUACUGCACCGUCUUCAUCGUCAGCGGCCUGCUGCUAUACUUCCCUUUUGUCCACCGCAAGUUCGGCUGGACACGCAAAGUCAUGAGGCCCAUCACCAAGCACCUGCAGCUGCUGAUGGAAGUGGUCCCCCCAGACAAAAUUGAAUGACGAAGACGAAUGGACGUUAAUGGACAACUAGUGGAUAUCUAGACUGCUCUUCCACUGAACAGAAUAUUCGGACAAGCCAGAGGAAUAGUCUAGAUCUCAUGCUGGAUGCAACAGCCAGAGGAAUAGUCUAGAUCUCAUGCUGGAUGCAACAGCCAGAGGAAU